CCCCGCAACUGAAAUAAUCAAAAACCCCACCUGAAGUUGAUAAUUGUCACUCGCAUUGAAUGAUCUCUGCAGGAUAGGCUAUUCCACAACUACUUGAUAACCCCAAAGUCCUAGCACAGGUUCUACUGAUUUGCAAAAGCAUACUAUGGCCACCGUUGAUACUAUCCUGGCUGGUAAAUAUCCUGCCAAAUCCCAUGCGCGUCGGGUUGCCGAGCUUCUCCAGGCCCAUUAUGGACAUGAUGCUCCUGGGGUGAUAUACUUGGAAGCCCAGAAAACUCGUCUUAUAGAGGAUAACGACGAACCAAUGCCAUUUAGACAACGCCGUUUCUUCUACUAUCUAUCUGGGUGCUCUCUUCCAGAUUCCUAUGUGAUUUACGACAUCAGAGCCGACAAGCUUACUCUAUUCAUACCUCCUAUUGAUGCGGAAGACGUGAUUUGGUCAGGUCUUCCACUCUCCGCGGAUGAGGCUUUGAAACUCUACGAUGUUGACAGUGUGUCGACGACAACUGAAGUCAAUGCUGCUCUUGUUUCUAUUGGCUCAGCGUAUAGUGGCAAAUGCGUAGCUUUCGCCAUCGCAGAUCAGGUUUCUAGCGACACGACGUUCCAAAGCUAUGCGGAGACCAAUCUUUCCGUCUUAAAGGGAGCUAUUGAAACAGCGCGUGUUGUCAAAGACGGAUAUGAAAUCGCUCUCCUGAAGAAGGCCAAUGAUAUUUCCGCGAAAGCUCAUAUUGCGGCCAUAAAAGCUGCCAAGACUGCGACAAAUGAGCGUGAGAUCGAAGCCGCGUUCAUCGCGACAUGUAUUGCUAAUGGUGCUCGUGAGCAAUCGUACCAUCCUAUUGUUGCUUGCGGUGUGAAUGGGGCCACUCUUCACUAUGGGAAGAACGAUGAUGAUCUGAUCGACCCUGUGACGAACCAGAAGAAGCAGAAUGUGCUCAUUGAUGCCGGGGGUGAGUAUCGUGCGUAUUGCUCCGAUAUAACACGUGUGUUUCCUGUAGGCGGGAGAUUUACGACAGAGACUCGCCAGAUUUAUGAGAUCGUCCUACAAAUGCAGACAGAAUGCAUUGCAAUGCUUAAACGAGAUGUCCAAUGGGAGGACGUGCAUGCGCAUGCGCACCGUGUUGCCAUCAAAGGUUUACUUGCAUUAGGAAUUCUGAUCGGUUCCGAAGAUGAAUUGUUCGAGAAGAGAGUUAGCGUAGCAUUUUUCCCCCAUGGUCUCGGACAUUACCUAGGAAUGGAUACGCAUGAUACUGGUGGUAACCCAAACUAUGGAGACAAAGAUAGCAUGUUCAAGUAUCUCCGGGUUAGAGGCCGUUUGCCUGCAGGCUCCGUCAUCACUGUUGAACCAGGUAUCUACUUCUGUCGCUUCAUUAUUGACCCUUAUACCCGGUCUCCUGAUUUGGGGAAGUACAUUGACACGAAUGUCCUGGAGCGGUAUUGGAGCGUUGGGGGAGUUCGUAUCGAAGACAAUAUACAAAUCACCACAGAUGGCUACGAGAACCUGACCACGGCGCCAAAAGCCAUAGAAGAGGUGGAAAGCCUGGCCUUGUAGAAAGCGCCGUCAAUACGAGGGACACGAACGCAGAUAUGAUCGCCUUGAAAAUAUCGUACUCCAGAAUAUCUAUUUGCUGGAAAUAUGAUCCUCGCAGCUAUCCAGCACCAUUUCAAGCGGAGAAAGUCACUUAAAGAUGUCGAUUUGUUUUAUUUGAAUACAAGGUUAAAGUACAGCAUCAUAGUACAGUUAUCGUUUGCCAGGAAGUAAAAGAAAGAAAUAA
Molecule: messenger RNA, 1772 nt
Organism: Aspergillus alliaceus
Lineage: Eukaryota; Fungi; Ascomycota; Eurotiomycetes; Eurotiales; Aspergillaceae
Product: aminopeptidase P family protein
Exons: 3
Coding region: 146-1549 (467 amino acids)
Molecular function (GO): manganese ion binding; metalloaminopeptidase activity
Source: RefSeq, a predicted model, not a curated record